Messenger RNA from Olea europaea var. sylvestris, 2508 nucleotides. RefSeq names its product zinc finger MYM-type protein 1-like. Lineage: Eukaryota; Viridiplantae; Streptophyta; Magnoliopsida; Lamiales; Oleaceae. The coding region runs from base 1 to 2508 and encodes 835 amino acids. The transcript is spliced from 4 exons. Gene Ontology annotation, molecular function: protein dimerization activity. The record is from RefSeq and is a predicted model, not a curated record.
AUGGAGUCAUGGACCGUAACUGAGCUCAGUAGCUCACUGCUGCUGCUGGAAGUUCCUGGAGGCUGGAGGCUGGAAUUUAGAAUCAUGGAGAAAUAUUUUAAACGAAAAUUCGAAUGUUCAAGUGGAGAGCAAAUUAAUUCUGAAACGAGUGUUCAAAAAAAAAAACAAGUUGUCCAAGAAGAAAUAGAAUCAAAUACCGGGAGUCAAAGAGAUGUUUGGGAUAAAAUUGAUUUAGCAGAAUUACCUUCGGAUCCUGGAUUAAGAACUCCAAUUGCGAAUUACAAUGUUAAUGUUCAGGUUGAAAUUCGAAGAGCAUACGUACAAAAGGGUCCAUGUCAGUCUCGAAAUCACUUGUGUCCACAGAAAGAAUUUGGAGAUUCGUCGUUAAGACGAUUUAAAACUUCAUGGUUUAAUGACUUUCCUGAUUGGUUGGAAUACAGUAUAGCAAAAGAUGCCAUAUUUUGCUUUUAUUGUUAUCUUUUCAAACCAAAUAGUGAAGAACAUGGUGGUGGUGAUUCUUUUAUUGAUGGAGGAUUCUCAAAUUGGAAAAAGAAAGAAAGGCUUCAAAUUCAUGUCGGGAAAAGUGGUAGUGCGCACAAUCGAGCUCGGAUUAAGUACGAGGCUUUUGUGAAUCAGAAACAAAAUAUUGAUUGUGUUCUCUUUAAGAAGUCGAACAAAACAAAAGAUGAGUAUCGAAUUCAUUUGAAUGCGUCAAUUGAUUGUGUUCGAUUGCUUCUACGACAAGGGCUUUCGUUUCGUGGACAUGAUGAAUCAGAAAAUUCAAGAAAUCAAGGAAAUUUUCUUGAAUUUUUGCAGUGGUUAUGUGAUCAUAAUAAAGAGAUUAAGGAUGUUUGUUUGAGUAAUGCUCCCGAAAACCUUCAGUUAACAUCACCUAAAAUUCAAAAGGACAUUGUGAGUGCUAUUGCAUUUGAAACACUUGAUGUUUUUAUGAGGGAUAUUGGUGAUAGGUUAUUUUCCAUUCUUGUUGAUGAAUCUUGUGAUGUAUCAGUGAAGGAGCAAAUGUCCGUUGUUCUACGUUAUGUGAAUCAGAAAGGACAAGUAACAGAACGUUUUAUUGGAGUAGAACAUGUCUCUAGUACCACAGCUCUUUCACUUAAGGAUUCUAUUGAUAACUUAUUCUCUCGAUUUAACUUAAGUAUAUCUAGUUUAAGAGGUCAAGGUUAUGACGGGGCAAGCAACAUGCGAGGUGAGUACAAUGGUCUUAAAGCACUUAUUUUGAAAGAGAAUCCAAGUGCUUUUUAUAUACACUGUUUUGCUUAUCAACUACAAUUAGCUCUUGUAGCUGUGGCAAGCAAGCAUGCAGAAAUUGAAACAUUCUUUACUUUAGUGAAUAAAGUGGUAAAUGUUGUUGGUGGAUUGGCUAAGCGGUGUGAUCUUCUUCGAGAGAAGAAGAGGCUUGAAGUUGUUGAAUCAUUAAAUCUUGGUGAAAUCUCAAGUGGAAAGGGCUUUAAUCAAGAAACUACUCUUAAGCGACCUGGUGAUACUCGUUGGGGCUCUCACUAUAAUUCUUUACUUAACUUGAUUAUCAUGUUUUCUGCUACAGUUGAUGUCGUCGAGAUGAUUGCCACUGAUGAUACUAGUUGUGGAAAGCGAGGGGAAGCACGUAUUUUGUUGGGAUCUAUGUUGACAUUUGAUUUUGUAUUCAGUUUGCAUCUCAUGAAAAAGGUAUUGGGUAUUUCAGAUGAAUUGUCAAAAUCAUUACAAAGAAGAGAUCAAGAUAUUGUCAACGCUAUGAAAUUAGUGAAAAUAAGUAAAGAACGACUUCAAGCAAUGAGGGACAAUGAAUGGGAAUCAUUUUUAAGAACAGUUUCCUGCUUCUGCGAAAGAUACAAUAUUGAUGUUCCCAAUAUGGAUGAUAUGUUUAUACCUCUAGGCCGUUCACGGCGUAACACUCAAGAAAUUACAAAUCUACAUCAUUUUCGUGUGGAUUUCUUCUAUGCUAUCAUUGAUAUGCAAAUUCAAGAGUUGAAUGAUCGUUUCUCUGAGGUAAAUAGUGACUUACUCCUUUGUGUUGCAUGCUUGUGUCCGAAUAAUUCAUUCUCUGCUUUCAACAAGGAUAAGUUAAUUCAAUUGUGUGAGUAUUAUCCCAAAGAUUUUAAACCAAUAGAGAUCUUGGCAUUUGAAGAGCAAAUUCAGACGUAUAUUAUUGAUAUGCGCUCUCACAAAGAUUUUGAAGGGUUACAAGGCCUUAAUGAUCUUGCAGAAACCUUGGUUGUGACGAAAAAACAUGAGGUGUAUCCAUUAGUUUACAGGCUUGUAACAUUGGCGUUAAUUCUUCCAGUUGCAACUGCUACGGUAGAAAGAGUAUUUUCUGCAAUGAAGAUUGUCAAGAAUCGACUACGUAAUCGAAUGGGAGAUCAAUGGUUAAGUGAUAGUUUGGUUGCAUAUAUUGAAAGUGAUGUACUUGACAAUAUUGAUAACGAUGAGAUGUAUUUGUUACCAGUAGAACUCCUCAUUGAUGGUCUCAUAUAUGAAGCACGAGAUUGA